Messenger RNA from Cladocopium goreaui, 2053 nucleotides. NCBI's taxonomy places the organism in Eukaryota, Dinophyceae, Suessiales, Symbiodiniaceae. The record is from the annotation of a GenBank genome assembly.
CUAUUUUGGCUGAGUUGUUUUGUUGAAGAGUGGGAUGGCGAUGGCUGCAGCAUUGCGAUUUCUGCAGCUACUGCUGAUUUUCCCUCUGACAUGGGCAGAGGAAGAAUGCGGAACCAGCGGGUGCAAGGGCAAUGGCAAGGGUGUGCUGCUGAUGCAAACGAAGCCUGGUAGCUUACUCAAGGCUUCCGCAUCGCAGGUGGAUCUCUCAACGGUCCUGGCUGAGGUGCAAGAGUUGAAGGGGCAAAUGUCCAGCAUGAUGAACAAGAUGGACUCUUGCUGCUGUAAGGAAACAGUGACCUUCAGCCUGGCCGACACCGGCCUCUGCGCCAUUUUCGGGGACCCUCACUUCAUUACCUUUGAUGGAGCAGAGACCACCACAGUGGGGGAUAUGAUUCAAUGGCUGGUGAAGACCAGCUCCAUUCAUAUCCAAGGCUUGUCCAAAGCCAGUGAGGGUUUUGUGGCCGGCUUCGCAGCCUCAGGCAGCUUCAUGGGGGAUCACCGCUUGGUGUUGCUCAGGGAAGAGAAGGAAGGUCCCAUUAAGGUCACCUAUGAUGGGGUUGAGAUUUUGCAGGUAGCUGGUAGCUCCUUUGAUGUGAAUGGGGUCGUAAAGGCAUACCGGAGAAAUAGCUGGGACUCCGACCUCUUUGAUGAUCGGAUUCUGAGCAUGCGCACCCGCAUGAACUUUACCCUUGGUGACUUUGAGGACCGCUUCAAGAAUCUUCCUACAGAGGGGAUGUACCUCUUCAAACUUCCCAACCACAUCGACAUCACAGUCACUGGCGUUGACUGGCUGGGAGUGAUUAUCUCAAUGCCAGUUCAGGUAGGGCAGAGCGGGUACUGCGGAAACUUCAACGGAGAUGCAGAUGAUGAUGCUGAACCUGUGGUGCCAUCCUGGGAUCGGCCCAUAGGUGCAGACAUUGGACCCGUCCCAGACGCUGAGGUGAUUUUUCCUCAAGAGCCCGUGGCUCUUCUACUGGGGAAAGCCGAGAAGGCGCUGACUGAGGAGGAAGAGGUGGCGCAAAGAAUCAAGCGUAUCAAUGAGUGCCCAAAUACUCUCCUUACCAAGGCUGAAGAGGCUUGCAGCGGCUUGACCGCUGCUUACCACAAGUUCUGCGUUUUUGAUGUUUGCCUCACCCAAGACUUGGCCGUGGCAAAAUCUGUGGGCUCAGCGGCGUUUGUUCAACACAAAGUGAACGCCCGAGGGGUUCCAAUCUUCAUGGGCCAUGGCCGAUGCUUGGACCAGCAGGGCAAGGAAUUCCGCAGCUUUCACACCAAGCUUCGCACUGACACUGCAUGCCAGCACCUCUUGAGAACCUUGAGCCUCACAGAUGGUGUCAUGGGAGCCCAGUUGAAGCGAGGUGGCACCUGUGAGGUGUUGACAGUGAAAGAGGUGGAUCCCACCAAUGUACCCAUUCCGGGUGGCUGGGGCAUUCCCCCAGGACCCAGCAAGGCUGAAGAUGUUCAGAUUCGACUGGUCCCAAAAGUGGCAGAGUCGGCACAUGCUGAGGAUGUGAAAGUUGCGAUUGCAGCAGGCGGAAAGGGUUUGGUCGCAGCCACUACGGAUGAGGCAGCGUAUAACUGCUGGCAGUUGAACUAAUAGCAACGAGAGAGAGAGCCCAGUGCUCAGGUGCACAGAUCUGACAAGUGGGUGCGGCCUGUGGCUUGCUACGAAUGGCAUGUGCAUGGUGUUUUGAUGUAAAGAUUCCCGGCAGCUUUCUCCGCAUGGCCGGUGAAGUGCUUUGUGCAGGGAAAUCAUGAAUUUGCCGGGGGUGGUUUGACUUGGCCAAACUGAGAUGCAGUUGUUACUCCAACAGUGGCAUUUUUAUUUGGGCAAAAACACAAGGCACGCAUGAUGGUCCGUAAAUGAAAAGAUAAGUGCCUUACUUUUGAAGUCAACCAAGAUCCUCCGGCUGAGAUGCAGUCGCCAGCAACGUCUGGUGAAGCUGCUUAUAGUCUCAUGUGUGCAACAAUUCACACAUGCAGUCUGGCCGAAAAUCAUCUCUGAUACAGUGUAUACAAUGCAUCAACCCAGUCAGGGAUCGUGAUUGGCCAA